Medicago truncatula (barrel medic) is the source of this 1093-nucleotide messenger RNA. RefSeq names its product protein RGF1 INDUCIBLE TRANSCRIPTION FACTOR 1. The record is from RefSeq and is a predicted model, not a curated record. The coding region runs from base 147 to 860 and encodes 237 amino acids. The transcript has 4 exons. NCBI's taxonomy places the organism in Eukaryota, Viridiplantae, Streptophyta, Magnoliopsida, Fabales, Fabaceae.
AGUUGACAUAAACAGAAAACUUUAGUUCAUAAAUAACCAGUUUUGUUCCUCACAAACCAAACCAUAGAACUAGACAUACACAGUGAUAGAAACAGAGAAACUUUGGAAAAGAAAAGACAUAACAAAGUGGUGUUGUAGAGUGAGACAUGAGAGGAAGUGGAAGUGACCCAUCAUCAGAAGCAAAGGGAGACAUGAAAGUGAAUCAGAAACCUGCAUGGUUAGAGAGGUUAAUGGGUGAGACAUUCUUUGGGGGUUGUGGGGUCCACCAGAACCAAAGGAAGAACGAAAAGAACAUCCUUUGUUUGCACUGUUGUCUCACCAUUUGCCCUCACUGUCUCCCUUCUCAUCCCUCUCACCCCCUCCUUCAGGUGAGAAGGUAUGUUUACCAUGACGUGGUUCAAUUGGGUGAUCUUGAAAAGCUCAUCGAUUGCUCGAAUAUUCAGGCAUAUACGAUUAACGGUGCGAAAGUGAUAUUCUUAAAUGAGAGGGUGCAGUCAAGGUCAUGCAAAGGUACUACUACUGCUGCCAAUGCCAACUCUUUCUGCUGCACUUGUGACAGGAUUCUUCAGGAUCCCUUCCAUUUCUGUUCUCUCUCAUGCAAGGUUGAUCACAUGGUAUACAAAGGUGAAAGCUUGUCCAGCAUAUUGGUACAUCGAUUCCAUGAAUCCCAUUUUUCAUAUUCGCAAUUCGAGGGUUUAAGGGUAGAUAGCUCAGAGGUUAUUGAUGAAGAUAAUACCCAAUUUGUCCCUACCAAUACUGAGGAGGCUACAAGCCGUUCUAUGAACAACAAAACCAAUGGUUUCUUCCUCUCCCUUGGAAGUAGGAGAAAGGGUGCUCCUAAGAGAGCUCCUCUAAUCUAGACCACUAGUGCAAUGCAAUGUUAUUCAAAUUCAAAUGAAGACCAUGACAAAGAAAAGGUGGUAUUAUAUUUCAAUAUAGCAAUAUAUAUUAAUUAAUUAGCAUUGGGUUAUGACCAAAUAAAUAUUCGAAUGUUUUGAGUUUCAUUUUAUCAUUUUUAAUAAUAAUAUGUAUAUAGAUUUUAUGACUGAUUUCCUUGCAUUAUCUUAUGAAGAUUUUCCAUUAUCAUCUUCAG